Molecule: messenger RNA, 3773 nt
Organism: Peromyscus maniculatus bairdii (prairie deer mouse)
Lineage: Eukaryota; Metazoa; Chordata; Mammalia; Rodentia; Cricetidae
Gene: Septin3
Product: septin 3
Molecular function (GO): GTP binding
Source: RefSeq, a predicted model, not a curated record
AUGGACCACGAUUUUGCGCCACCUCCUCCAGAGAUGCAGCCGCGCAGAGCUUCAGGCUCCAGAACUUCUUUCUCUCGAAGCCACAUGCUGGGGCGCCAUACCCACCAAAAGCUCACUGGAGACGUGUCCCCUCUCAUCCCUGCCAUCAAGAAGACUGUCCAUUUGGAUGCCUUCCCCCAAAGCGGUGUCCUACAGACUGCCAGCCAGCCAAGCUUUAGAUCCAGGGCCUGGAGUAUGUCCCAACGGGGCACCCUAGGGCCCCUAAACUCCCUGCCUCCCAAUAGUUUUAUGCCCAGGAAACUCAGCUCUAUUUCUUUAACGAUUCGCCAGAACGUCCCCACACGGCCCCUGGAUGCCCCACUUUCUCAUUGGGAAGAGUUGCCCAAUUUGGGCAAGGAGGCUGUCACCCAAGGAGAAGGGAGGCUGUUCACUUCAAGAUCACCACCCAUGGCUCAAAUGUCAGAGGUCAGGACCUCCUCUGAAGGCCAUGGGAACCCAGAUCUUACCAAAUCCAACAGGACACCCUCAGGGGAUAAGCCACUGGUGUCUUCAUGUCUGGCUUUACCUUUCCAAUCUCAGUUUACUCAGAGUUCAGGCCCUGUGGGUCAAGUCCAAACCAGAACCUCUCCAGGAAGAGGCAAAUCCAAGCCCAGGAGUAUUCCCAGAUCCCGAGCGUACCUCCAAAGGGUUGCUACUCCUACAAAUUUGUCUGCUGUGGGCACAAAACUAGAUAUAGCCAGAAAUUUAGGCACCAUGGCCAUCAACAGACCUGAGCUGGCUAUGAAUAUGUCCACACCAAACCCGCCUAGAAUGGUCAGAGACACUGAGCUUCCUAUUCUGGGUGCCAAGAUGGGCAUGACCAUUGACUUACCUAUAGCAUCCAAGGCAGGAAAAGCCACAGAUUCGGUGAUAACAGGCCCAGCCAAACUAGGCACAGCCAUGAAUUUAGCUGGAGCAGAGACAACCAAGCCAAGCCAAGUUCUGAAGCUGGUGACUGCAGACUCCGACAAGCUGGAAAAUGUCAUGGUUGGGACGGCGGCGGCGGCGGGCAAGACCAUGGCUUUGGAAAUACCAGAUCAGGUUGAUUUGAGCAUGACCAGGAUGGACACAGCCACGGCUUUGGCUGGAGCCGAUCUAGCCGAGCUGGAUACAACUACAGAUUCUUCUGUGCUGGACACAAGCGGACUGGGUAUAGCCAUGAAUUCAGUUGUGCUGGUCUAUCCACUGCCAGCCGCUGGUGAGACCAAUCACCUGACCAUCUCAGACGCGGCAAGCUGUUUUCUAAUGCCAAGCAGAAGCACAGACCCAGGCCAGGACCAUGCCACUGUGGAUGCUGCCACAGACAGUGCCACCAAACCUACCUCGCUGAAGCUGGCCAGAGAACCCAAAGGGCUCCCAGAGGCCAGGACGGACGCAGCUAUGUCAGAGCUGGUACCUGAGCCCAGGCCUAAGCCGGCGGUGCCCAUGAAGCCGGUCGGCAUCAACUCUAACCUGCUAGGCUACAUCGGCAUCGACACCAUCAUCGAACAGAUGCGCAAGAAAACCAUGAAGACUGGUUUUGACUUCAACAUCAUGGUCGUUGGCCAGAGUGGACUGGGCAAGUCAACGCUGGUCAACACACUCUUCAAGUCCCAAGUGAGCCGAAAGGCCUCCAGCUGGAACCGGGAGGAGAAGAUCCCUAAAACUGUAGAGAUCAAAGCGAUCGGGCAUGUGAUAGAAGAAGGUGGUGUCAAAAUGAAGCUGACAGUCAUCGACACACCAGGCUUCGGGGACCAGAUCAACAAUGAAAACUGCUGGGAGCCCAUUGAGAAAUACAUCAAUGAGCAGUAUGAGAAGUUCCUGAAGGAAGAGGUGAACAUCGCCAGGAAGAAGCGCAUCCCCGACACCCGCGUCCACUGCUGCCUCUAUUUCAUCUCCCCCACAGGACACUCCUUACGACCUCUUGAUCUUGAGUUCAUGAAACAUCUCAGCAAAGUGGUGAACAUCAUCCCUGUCAUUGCCAAGGCUGACACCAUGACCCUGGAGGAGAAGUCUGAAUUCAAGCAGAGGGUUCGCAAAGAGCUUGAAGUAAACGGCAUCGAGUUCUACCCUCAGAAGGAGUUUGAUGAGGAUUUGGAGGACAAGACGGAGAAUGACAAGAUCAGGCAGGAGAGCAUGCCCUUCGCUGUGGUGGGAAGUGACAAGGAGUACCAAGUGAACGGCAAGAGGGUCCUGGGCAGAAAAACACCCUGGGGGAUCAUCGAAGUGGAAAACCUCAACCACUGUGAGUUUGCCCUGCUUCGAGACUUCGUCAUCAGGACUCACCUCCAGGACCUCAAAGAAGUAACCCACAACAUCCACUAUGAGACUUACAGGGCCAAGAGGCUCAAUGACAAUGGAGGCCUCCCUCCGGGAGAAGGCCUCCUGGGCACUGUUCUUCCACCUGUACCAGCUGCCCCCUGCCCCACUGCUGAAUGAAGGCCAUUCCAAGCGCCGCUUCUCCCUCAUUCCUUCCGGCUGCCAUGGCUGCAGGGCCAGGUCCCUUUUUAAUGCUGUGCUGGUCCAGCCCACCGCCACAGCCCCGCUCAGACCCUCAGCAGGUGGGAGGGGCCAGCUGCCUCUGUAGGAUAGUAGCUUCCUCCAUGUAGCCAAACCACUCCUCUCCUCCUAAUGGAAUGGAGUUCCUGCCAGCCAGCCUUGCCCUGCUCCAUCGUCUGUCAGCGGCCCCCCCCCCCCCCCCCCCGCCCAUGCGCAGAGAGAAGGAACUCACCGAGAGCUUCUCCUGCCCUUGCAAGCCCAUGCCAGCGACUUGUAACCAUCUUUAAGGGAACCGGGAUUGCUCCCUAGCCAUUCAUCUGCAUGAGUACUCUUCUUGGCUCCCUCAAACGGUCAAGAAAGCAAUUUUUUUCUGCUUGUCAAAGUCAUCUGUGUGAGCCCUCCUGUGGGACAAGGGUGUCUCCUUCAUUGCUUAAAGGUAUUUAUAAGGGUGAUUCAUUACAGAUGUCGGGGAGCAAGAGAGCUAGCCUCACUUAAAAAAACAACAACACACCACCACUGGUGGCUGGCCCAGUGUGUGUAUGUAUGUGUGUGUGUGUGUAUGUGUAGAGAAUCUGUUUACCCCCCAAACCAGCCAUUUGGGAAGUGGUUUUCCUGGAAAGAUGUUGCUGGGUUUGACUUCCUUAUCCCCAAACUUAAAAAAAAAAAAAGUGAAUUAAACACACACACACACACAAACCACCCCAAACCUACAAGCUAUACACUCUAGGAAGAAAAAUAGCACCCCUUUGUACAUUUAGCAAUAAGAGGGAUCUCUUCCCACCUGCCCUGACCAUUCCUACUCCCAUUCCCCACCCUAUUAAUGUGAGCAAUGCACUAGCCUGACCACAGGUGGUCGCUCUAGGCUAAUGGGAAAUACUCCACGGAGGGCCGAGCCCUCAUCAGAUGCAUGAACGUUUGCGAAUGUUGGCUGCCACUGCCCCCCCCCCCCAUACACUGUGUCUUUAUGGAACCCUGCCUUGGCCGCCUCACCUGCCAUCGCCACCCGGAUACAACUUGCUCAAAGGCUGGUGACUUGUGGGCCAUUCAUCUACAAGUCCUGUUGGAACAAGAGGCCCGAGCCUAGAGGAUGCAGGAAUGACCCGUUUUUUAAAAUGCUAUUGGUCCCCAGCCACUGUUUUGGUGAUAUUCCAAGUUUAAUUUCCCAGUUGAAAACAAGCCAACAGACACUCAGACUGGUCAUGUAAAUGUUGCUAGCCUUUGUGUUGUACAACUAAACCUUGCUGUUUGAACAAUAA